This is a messenger RNA of Megalopta genalis, 4220 nucleotides long. Lineage: Eukaryota; Metazoa; Arthropoda; Insecta; Hymenoptera; Halictidae. The record is from RefSeq and is a predicted model, not a curated record.
UCGGGCGGAGUGCGAAGUAACGACGAACCGUCGUCGUCGAUAAGUCGUGGUCAGAGGAUUGCCGGGAAGUGUGGUCGCAUCCUAGAAAGAUUACUAUAAUUCGUUUGUUGGGCUAGGAUAGCACACUACGGCUGUAAUCCUUGCUGAUGAGUGACGUGCUUCUAGAAAGUCGAGUGUACCCAUGUGACGUCAUUCCGUGCCUUGUCGAACAUACAGAGAGUACCAGCUCAGUGACAGAUAGAAAGAAAAGGAAGUAUCGAGAAGAGAACCGCGGAAAAAUGCUGGGCCACCACCAACGAUUCCUCUUCGAUAUCGUUCUUCUCUCGAGCCUGUGCAGAGUCUCAACAGCUCUGAAACCAACUAUAUCAACGACAACUGACCAGAUGAUUAUACAAGAAGGCGAGUCCUUGCGGCUGGUAUGCUAUGGCAAUUCGGACAUUUUCUUCAUUUAUCCCGUUAACCGAACACGUGCCCCUAAUACAGUCUUUUCUUAUACAUCGUUCAUCCAAACGAACAAAACCAGAGAUGAAAAUGGCACCUACUGGUACGACUUUCGUCGGCCGAAUACAGUCUUUGGGGACACUGGUUGGUAUGGUUGCUCGUAUCAUCCCCUCGCUAUGAUCACCAUGGAUGACUAUCUAUGGCGUAACAACACCGACUCAGAAAGCAACUUCGUUUAUGUCUAUGUUCAGUCUAUAAUAGAUCGAUUCGUGGAACAAGCAGAGUCACAUGUUUUGGAAACAUAUAUCGGCGGAGAUAUUGUCGUACCGUGUCGACCAACGUCGCCACGAACGGAAGUCCGGAUUGCAAAAUUCGUUAGAGAAGAGAGCAACAGAAUCAAUACAUGGAAUGAUCGUCGGGCUAUUACAAGUAACAUCUUUGAGAGAACGGCCUUUUUGGUGAUCGAGUACGUAAUCAACGGGGACGCAGGUAUCUACGAGUGCAAACUCAGCUGUCCUUAUAAUGAGACAAAAUCAGAGAUGGUCAUCCAGGUGCAUGAGUCGCUCGAUCCAUUCAUCAACCUGACAACUCGGGAUCCUAACAGGCACUACGAAUGCCAUGAGGGUGAAGAAGUGGAGUGGAUUGUCGAUGUAGAUACGUAUCCUUCGGCCGAACUAGAAUGGUUGCACGGCGACGAAGUCAUAAGAAGUUUUCCGCCACCCGAGGAAUCUAAAUAUUCGACGAACAAUGCAUGUUGCAAUCCAACAUUGAAAAUCUACAGGUUGGAUAUAAGCGACGCGGGAACAUAUUCCAUCCAGGCCAGCAAUCAGUAUAAAAGGGAAACGUUGAACUUUACGUUGGACGUAACAGUUGGGCCGAAAGUGUAUAUGAGCAAACCAGGCUCGUACUACUUUCGUAAUCAGGUGCUAAAGACAGAAUGCUACGUGGGAGCAUUCCCUAAACCGAAUAUUACCUGGAGUUACCGCAAGUGUCCCAGUUAUCCUUCUUGCGACGAUGGCACCCUCGAGUACUUAACGAACUACGAGGAAAAGGGAACCGUGACUCGACCGGUCUCUACGGUAUGGAUGGCCACUGAAAUGUCUGGCGAGCUUACCUGCAUGGCGUGCAACAUUGUUGGCUGCGGAAAUGCUACCGAAAACGUGUUUGUUUCCGGCGAACAUGGGGAAUUCGGUAUCAUUCUCACGAAGGAACCAGUGGCAGAGGGUGACGACUGGGAGCUGAUCUGCGCUGUUUCGAAUCAAAAUUAUUCGGACAUCAUCAAUUGGAGUAGCGAAAGUGGUCCAAUCGUACAAUCUGAUAAAAUCUCUAUCGAUCGAGGGAGGACUCAACAUAUGUACAGAUCAAUUUUGAAGAUACACAACGUGAAAAUCGAGGACUCGCAGGAAUAUAUUUGUACAGGGAAGUCCACUGGCAAUUUGACUCGGUCUACUGGAUAUCGUUUGGAAGUGAAGGCUGCACGAGCGCCUAUAAUUACAGAUACCAAUUUGAAGAAAGAGGAGAUAAUCAUUGAUCUUGGGAGCCAAGGUAGCAAGAGAGUGCUUUUUCACUGUUUUGCGGAUGGUAUGCCUAUCCCAAGCAUCAGUUGGUUUAAGGAUGGUGCACAGGUGGUAGUUAGUAAUGAAAAGUACAAGUUAUCCAAUAACUCUCAGAAACUUGAACUAGAAUAUCCAUUGGAAGUCGACGGCGGUGAGUACGUGUGCCGAGCAGAAAAUCGAAUUGGAAAAAUAGAAGUUGCUCAACGAAUAACGAUAAAGGGGUUCAGGAUUGUAAGUAACAGACCUGUAGCUCUAAUCAUUUUGGUUGUCAUGUUAGCAAUUGUCGUUCUGAUCCUGGUGAUCUACUUUGCCCUCAAGGUUCGCCGUGAUAGGAUAAUGAGAAGGGAAUUAAUGGAGGCUGGUCUUAUGCAUUUUGAGAAAGGAGCUGUCGAGAGUUUGAAUCCGGACUUGACUGUAGACGAACAGGCAGAUCUCCUCCCUUAUGACAACAAAUGGGAAUUUCCCAGGGAAAAAUUGAAAUUAGGGAAACACUUGGGAAGCGGCGCGUUCGGCGUAGUCUUGAAAGCAGAAGGUUUGGGCAUUUGCGAAGGCGAGGCAAUUACUACUGUAGCUGUGAAAAUGGUCCGCCGUGCUCCCAAUCUCGUGUAUAUCUGUGCACUUGCUAGCGAACUCAAGAUCAUGGUACAUCUUGGCAAACACCUGAACACUGUCAACCUUCUUGGUGCUUGCACAAGAAAUAUCUUGAAACGUGAAUUGUUAGUGAUCGUAGAAUUCUGCCGAUUUGGAAAUUUGCACGAUUACUUAUUGAGCCACAGAAGCGGCUUUAUCAAUCAAAUCGAUCCAGCAACUUGCAAAUUAGACCUCAGCAUCGGCCUUGAUCUACUGAAGAGAACUAGCGGUGUUUGCACUACUAACAGGAUUAAAUCUGCGGAGUUAUCAUCUUCUGCCAAUAUCAACCGUAAUUCGGAAUCUAAUUCGGUGCAGUGUCACGCUGCAGCUACCGAUUUCCAGGACAUCGGUAUGUCGGCAGAUGAUCCCGUACAAUAUUGCGGUUCCACUGAACAUAGUUGUCGGGGAGACUACGGGGACUCUAAUUUAAAACCAAUCUGCACGCAGGAUCUUUUGUCCUGGGCGUUCCAAGUAGCCCGUGGAAUGGAAUAUCUCAGCCAGAGAAGGGUAUUACACGGUGACCUGGCCGCUAGAAAUAUCCUGCUGGCCGAUGACAAUGUAGUGAAGAUAUGCGACUUCGGCCUGGCCAAGAGCAUGUACAAAGAAGAAAUUUACAAAAAGAGAAGCGACUGUCCAUUACCCAUUAAGUGGUUGGCCAUCGAAACAAUGAGGGAUCGAAUUUUCUCCACGCAAUCGGACAUUUGGUCGUUUGGCAUAGUACUGUGGGAGUUCUUUACGCUGGCUAUGACUCCGUAUCCUGGAAUAGAGACGGAGAUAGUGUACCAGAAGCUGAUCGAGGGUUACAGAAUGGAGCAGCCUGAAUAUGCCAUCCCCGAAGUAUAUGAAAUAAUGUGUCAAUGUUGGAAUGCCGAGCCUUCUCUACGCCCGAGUUUCACGGAACUAGUCGAUAGCGUAGGAAAUUUGUUGGAGGACAAUGUGAAAGCGCACUACAUCGAAUUAAACGCCCCAUACCUCGACAUGAACAGGACUCUGCUGGAUGGCGGAAAGAACGAUUAUCUGACGAUGGUCUCUGCUCCGAAUCACGCUGUGCUUUCUUCACCGACUCAUGAUUGCGCUGUGGAGACGUCGCCUAUGCUGAACAAGGAGGAGGAAGAUCGCUAUGUGAAACCUAUCAAUGUCCACGAGCGGAGGGCAGAGUUAGCCAGAAACAGAAAAGCGAUGAAGGAUCACGUGGUGCAUCCAGAUCACGAUUCCGGUGACGACAACCCUCCGGACAACUUUGAGCUGGUUGAUUUGACAUAAGAGAGUGACGUGUCCUGUGGAAGUCGGAGCUCGACUCGAAUCCGAUUGCCGAGAUAGGUUUCGCUUCGACGAUUAGUAAGCACUCGCGAGAAUUACAUGAGCAUGCGUCAGCAAAGAAGUGGCACGAAGAAAGAUUUGCCUGAAGGAUACAACGAUCUUAGUAACGUGAUCGUAGAUAAUUGAGAAACAAUUCGAUCCGAGAUUUCAAGUGCUUAGAAACUGCUGAUUUCUGCUAGAAAUCCAGUUGAAAGCGUCUUGCUUUGGCGACUCGUCAGAAAAUCGCAGAGCUAUGCCGGGAAAUUCUGUCAUAUACACCAUACUCCCCAGACC